Amborella trichopoda is the source of this 3761-nucleotide messenger RNA. The record is from RefSeq and is a predicted model, not a curated record. NCBI's taxonomy places the organism in Eukaryota, Viridiplantae, Streptophyta, Magnoliopsida, Amborellales, Amborellaceae.
AUUAAACCUUAGUUUUGUGAACAUCAGGUAGUUAAUUUCCUUAGAGAUUGGAGUACAUUGGCUUUCUUUGCUGCAACAUUGGCAUGGCCACACCUGGGAUGGAUCUCUCUGACUACCAGGUUGGUAACGUUAAAUUUUGUUGGCAGUCUUAGAUUUUCUUUAUUCAUUCUUCAUAUGCUGAAGCGAAGGCUCUAUUACUGGGUGACGCUUAGUCUGGGGAAGGUCGACCACUCGAUUAUUGUUGAAGGCGACUAUGAAUCUAAUCAAGGCUGUAUACUCCUUAUGCGGAUUAGAGAUUAUAUUUGCAGAGAUUGAAUAUGUUACUGUUGCAGAGAUUGAAUAUGUUACUGCCUCUAUAUCUAUUUCUUUUUUAUCACGUUCUUAGGCUUGCUAAUAUCGAGUGAUGUAAUCUCAAUCCAGGUGCUUUUUGGGUAGUUGAGAGACCCUCUUAGCAUGUAUUCUGGCACCCCUCUAUUUGGACUACUUUUACAUAUUACUUAUAAAAGUCUUUGCUACCCAUAAAAAAUCUUUCUUAUAAAAAAAAAAGUCUCUAUCAUCUGCAUGAAAUCCUGGUUUCACAAAUCCACUGUUUUUGUCACUAUUUGUAAAUAUUGGAUGUGAGUUUCAUUCUGUUUUCAAACUAUAAAAAGUUUAUUCCUUUUUCCUUUUCUAACUCCUCUCUCUCUAACCAUACCCUUUCUUCUUCUAAGUUUGUUCUUUCUAAUUGUGCCUCUCUUUAAUCCUCUCUAACCAUGCCCUCCUCUCUUUAAUCCUCUCUAACCAUGCCCUUUCUCUCUAACUCCUUUUUCUCUAACCGUUGAAUAUCUGUCUCUAAUUGUAUCUUUUCUCUCUGUAACCAUGGUCUUUAUCUCUGUAUCUCCUUCUUUAUCUCCUUUUUUAUCUCUGUAUCUCCUCUCUCUUUAAUUGUGCCCUUUUGCUCUCUAAGUCUUUCUCUAUCUAAUGAUGCCCAUUCUUUCUGCGACUCCUUUGUCUCUCUCAUUCUGUCCUUUCUCUCAACUCCACUGUCUAACCAUGCCUUUCUCUUUCUAUCUCCUUUCUUUCUAACCAUGCAAUUUCUCCCUCUAAAUCCUCUUUGAUCGCGCACUUUCUCCCUCUAACCCUGCACAUUCUCUCUCUAACUGUGCCCUUCUCACUCUACCUUCAUUCACUCACUAAUUAUGCCAUUAGCUCUCUAAUUGUGUUGCUUCUUUCUCUCAACUCUUUUCUUUUCCUCAAAAUACUCUCUCUAACUGUUCCCUUUCUCUCCCUCUACGGUCCACUUAGCAUGCCAAGUGAUGAUUCCUAUUGGAUUGACAUAUCAUGGACACGCCAAUUCCAACUUGGAAUUGGUAUAUCCAGGAUAUCAGUCCUUUCCGGAUCGUCAUAUCCAGGAUACAAGUGAUGAAAAUAAGCUAAACAUAUUUUUGUGGCUCAUAUCCUACAUAUGCAAAUCGUAGGAUCCAAACGGGCUUGUAGGGAAUCUAGGGAUUGAUGAAUUUGCUCAGUGAUUUUUAUGAUCAAUUCCAAAAAACUAUCUAGAAGUAUUAGUUGUAACAUGCAUUUGCUGAUAUUCCCUUAAUAAAGACCCAAUUAGUUGGGAAAAGGCUUCGACAAUGAUGAUGAUAAUGCAUUUGCUGAUAUUCUUUAAAAUGUUCUCUGUUUAUUUUAUAAUAAUGGGUUUGAGUUUUGGUGCCUCUUGGUUUGGUUGUUUCAGCAUAAGGUCUGCAAAACAAUGUCCAAGAUUCAAAUUCCAAUUAGCUUACCCACCCGCUUAAAGGAGAAUACAAUCAUUCAAAAUUUCUCACACGAGGCAACCAAUCAUCCACUGAAGUGUUUAGUUGAAAAACCUGUUAUGCAAUCAAGUUUGAAUAUUGAGUUUGACUUUUCAUCUAAUGAUAAGCAAUGUAUGAUUUCAAAGUUAUGGGAUAUUUCCCCCCUAGCAGGCUUUAUCAUAAGAUGAAUGUUGGUUUUGUAAAGUAUUAGUAGUUUUGUUAACUUUAACCAUUAAUUUCACUAAAGUUAUUGUGUACUUCAUAGGCUAGUUUAUGAACUACAGGGGUUCAUCAUUCUUGAUGUAAUUUUUGUACUCCAACGGUCCAAUUUGAGUUGUACCAAUUGGAAUCUUUUACUGAGUGGCUUCUUUUUUUAGGUUUGUUACUUGUAGCUGAAUUUACUUUCUCAGGUUAUCUAUUACUGACAGACAUGCGCCCCAGAAAGCAGGUUUUUGAAUAUUUUGCGUCACAUAGACACCAUCAUGGGGAGAUGUUCAUGACACCAGCCGACCUGAUGCGGGCUGUUGUUCCUGUGUUUCCACCGUCAGAUUCCCAUAUCAUCCGUGAAGGGUUUUUAAGAGGGGAGAGACCCCCUGCCGAGCUUGAUUGUGAUGCUUCUCAGUUUUUCAUGCUUUUUGAUACAAAUGGGGAUGGGCUCAUCUCGUUUCCAGAGUACAUUUUCUUUGUCACCCUACUUAGCAUUCCAGAACCAAAUUUCUCUGCAACAUUCAAAAUGUUUGAUCUGGACAGUAAUGGAAAGAUAGAAAGGGAGGAGUUUAAGAAAGUGAUGCAGUUGAUGAGGUCUCAUAAUAGACAAGGGUCAGCCCACAGGGAUGGGCUACGACCAGGGUUCAUAGUUGGGGAUUCUGUUGAAAAUGGGGGUUUAGUUGAGUACUUUUUUGGAAAGGAUGGCAAAUCAUCUCUCCAGUAUGAGAAGUUUGUAAAGUUUUUGAAAGAUUUGCAUCAUGAGAUCAUACGUUUGGAAUUUGCGCAUUAUGAUUAUAAAUCAUGUGGCACCAUAUCAGCAAGGGAUUUUGCCCUGUCCAUGGUUGCUGCCGCAGACAUGGGCCUUAUAAGCAAGUUCCUUGACCGGGUUGAUGAAUUGAGUGACAACCCUCACCUUAGAGAUAUGCAGAUCACCUUUGAGGAGUUUAAGGCAUUUGCUGAGUUACGCAAGAAAUUAUACCCUUUGGCUCUUGCAAUAUUCAGCUAUGGGAAAGUGAAUGGCUUGUUGACCAAGGAUGAUUUCCAAAGAGCUGCAUCCCAUGUGUGUGAUGUUGUAGUGACAGAAAACAUGGUUGAUGUUGUCUUCCACGUCUUUGAUGCCAAUCGCGAUGGCAAUCUGAGCAUAGAUGAGUUCCUAGGGGCUGUACAGAGACGUGAGAGAGAUAUUGGUAAUCCGAUGGAGAUGGGUUGUGUUGGUGUUGUUUCAUGCUGGUUAAGUUGUACAUGCAUGUCCCCUUUCGCAUGUGCUUCUGUAAAAUGAUCAUCGUUAUGAUGAUGAAGCUUUGAAGUUAUUGGGAAGUUGCACAUAUACUGGACAUGGUGGAUCAGAGAGAGAGAGAGAGAGAGAGAUUAUUUCAACCAUUGAAGAUGGACGUGGUAUUUGCAGAGGUGGAUGAAGAAGUGGAGGGUUGUUUUUGCAGAGAAUUGGUGGAAAAGCAGGCGAGCGUAUAGCUUUCUUGAAAUUCUCCCUUGGCUUCUUGUUUUGAGUUCCUGAUACUACUUGUUUAUGUUAGGUAUUGAGGGUAUAGACUGAUGGUGUGCUUGUGGUGCAUCUUACACCUCGGGCCUCUGCUGCAUGCGUUAUGGACAAAGGGAAGGAAUAUGUGUCUUUGUACAUACGACUUCUGCUGUUUAAAUAAUAAAACAUAGCUUAAGUAUGAAACCCUGUUUGAGUUGGGUCUUCAAGCUUUUGGGCUUCUCAUCUUGUGGUAUUGCAUCUGUAAAUGCCUUAAACAUAUGCUAAAUUGACUGAUCCCUUGUGCA